UUCAUAAUCCUCAUCGUUGACUAUUUUCCUAUAUAUUCUCGUGUAUAUUAUUAUUAUCCAGCAUUAGGUUAAAACGCAACUAUAGUUGAUCAAACUAAAAACAUUUUAGACUCAAAUUUUUCACAACUUAGCGAUCGAUUGUUCUUUAUCAUUAAUUUGCAUAAUUUAAACGUCAUCAUUCUUAAAAUUUAUUAACAUUCUGAAAUAUUUUAAUCCGAUUACGUGAGUUGUUUUUACAAAGUAGAGGGAAGAAAGAUCGUGCUGCGUACCGUCGAGUGUCAGCUUCAAACUCUUAAUUCAUAAAUAGGACUGAACUUGGUCUAAGUACGUUGAGUAAGUGUAUGUUUCAACAUAUUCCAAAUUUUCUGUUUUAAACAAAUUUAAAGGUUUGUAAAGUAAAUAUGGAAACUAUACUAGAGCAACAAAGAAGAUAUCACGAAGAACGUGAGAGACUAAUGGAUUGCAUGGUAAAAGAAAUGUUACACAAGAAAACAACGAAUAGAGAACAAAUUAAUUCAGACCACAGGCUGCAAUUUGUAAUUGAUAGAUACAUGGAAUGUACUAGCAAUUUGAAAGAGCUUUAUGAGGACAAAGAUGGCCUACGAAAGGAAGAAAUUUCUACAUUAUCUGGUCCAAAUGAAUUUGCCGAGUUCUAUACUCGUUUAAGAUCCAUUAAAGAAUUUUAUAGAAAGCACCCAAAUGAGGUAAGUAUCCCAAUGUCUGUGGAGUUUGACGAAUUUGCAAAGGCUAGAGAAAACCCAUCUGAAGAUACACAAAAUCUUGUAGAGUUCACUGAUGAAGAAGGUUAUGGAAAGUUUCUGGAUUUGCAUGAGUGUUAUGAAUGUUUUAUCAACCUUAAAGGUAGUGAGAAACUAGAUUAUCUAUCGUACUUGACAACAUUCGACCAACUGUUUGACAUUCCAAAAGAAAGAAAAAAUUCAGAGUACAAGAGGUAUCUAGAAUCUCUUCUGGAUUACUUACAAGACUAUAUUGGUAGAGUGAAACCUGUCCUGGAUUUGAAUGAGGAAAUGGAAAAUGUGUUGACUGAGUUUGAAAAACAGUGGGAAGCAGGAACCUUUCCCGGUUGGCCUAAAGAAACAGGAAGUGCAUUGACGCAUGUAGGUGCUCAUCUUGACUUGUCAGCUUUCUCUUCAUGGGAGGAGUUGGCUUCACUUGGAUUGGAUCGUCUUAAAUCUGCUUUAAUGGCUCUUGGGCUAAAGUGUGGAGGGACCUUGGAGGAAAGAGCGCAGAGACUUUUCUAUACAAAAGGUAAAAAGUUGAGUGAACUAGAUCCUGCUUUGUUCACUAAAUCUAAACCAGGUAAAGCAGGCAAGAAUAAAGACAGUGAAAAGCAAAAGGAAAUUGCCAUAUUAGAAGCACAAGUGUAUCGUUUAGUGGAAAUUCUGUCAGAACAACGACAAGCCACUAAGGAAAAUGUUCAGCGUAAGCAAGCAAGGACCUUUGGGGAACGAGAAGAAUCUGAUGAUGAGGCCUCUGAGUCUGAGUCAGAAGAAGAAGAUGACAAUGAUGUUAUUUACAAUCCAAAAAAUCUUCCCUUAGGGUGGGAUGGAAAGCCCAUUCCUUAUUGGUUAUACAAACUGCAUGGUCUAAACAUUAGUUACAGCUGUGAGAUCUGUGGGAAUUACACAUAUCGUGGACCAAAGGCUUUUCAGAGACAUUUUGCUGAAUGGAGGCAUGCACAUGGUAUGCGGUGUUUAGGAAUUCCAAACACAGCUCACUUUGCUAAUGUUACACAAAUUGAAGAUGCCCUAGGAUUAUGGCAGAAGCUUAAAGAACAAAAGCAGAAAGAACGUUUCCAAGGGAAUGUUGAGGAGGAAUAUGAAGAUAAUCAGGGAAAUGUUGUCAACAAGAAGACAUUUGAAGAUCUUAAAAGACAAGGAUUGUUGUAAACUUGUAUAAUUCUGUGUCUGCUUACAGUAAAUGAUAUUAAAGAAUGUUUCAUGCCCUUGGUAAA
Messenger RNA from Limulus polyphemus (Atlantic horseshoe crab), 1975 nucleotides. It is a transcript of the gene noi, whose product is annotated as splicing factor 3A subunit 3-like. Gene Ontology annotation, biological process: mRNA splicing, via spliceosome. Gene Ontology annotation, molecular function: RNA binding; zinc ion binding. Lineage: Eukaryota; Metazoa; Arthropoda; Merostomata; Xiphosura; Limulidae. Gene Ontology annotation, cellular component: spliceosomal complex; nucleus. The transcript is spliced from 17 exons. The record is from RefSeq and is a predicted model, not a curated record. Bases 402 to 1910 code for a protein of 502 amino acids.